AGCUCUAUUGUUGAAAGUGAAACUGUUGCCUGCAGGUACCUUCAAUUUGGAGUCGAACGGCUGCGGCGCAGACAGUCCAAGUCAAAAUGCAGACAGCAGGGUUAGUUGUGCUGUAUGUGGCGGUAGCCACCUUGGCACCUGUUACCGAGGCACAGUUCCCUAGCGUGUGUACCACGGCGGAUCACCUGAGAAGUAAGGAGUGCUGUCCCGUACCUGCAGGCAGGCGCUUCACGCAGCCAUGCGGCGGGCCUGGGCGGGGGAGCUGCCGGGUCAUCCCCGAUGGUACCAUGAAGGUUUAUGACCACAAGCCGAACUGGGCCCGAGACGACCGAAGCCAAUGGCCCAAGCUAUUCUUCAACCGAUCAUGUGCCUGCGAAUUCCCGUUCUCCGGCUAUGACUGCAGCAAGUGCGUUUGGGGGCGCUAUGGGUCUGCCUGUGAUGUCGCCAAAACUAUCGUGCGGAAAAAUGUCACAGGCCUUUCGUCUGAGGACAGAGUUAAGUACCAGACAUAUCUCAACAGAGCGAAGACCGUCGUGAGCGACUACGCCGUGGCCACGGAGUUCUAUGACACCAUGGUCAACUCUGAUGGGAUCAACCCGAGCUUUGUCAACGUUUCUGUGUAUGACCUCCUCGUCUGGAUGCACUACUACGCUUCACGAGAGACGAUUUUGUCUCCAGACAAUGACAUUUGCAAGGUCGAUGGUGACUGUGUGUUAGACAUGGCGCAUGACGCUGUGGGCUUUCUGACUUGGCAUCGCGGCUACCUGCUAGAAAUGGAGCGGUUAAUCCAGGAGGUGAACAAUGACCCCGACUGGGCCUUACCGUACUGGGACUGGACAGUGUCUGAACAGUGUGACAUCUGCACUAACGACUUUGUGGGAGCCAACGACGACAACGGGAAUCUGGACAGUGGGUCUGCAUUCGCAGGGUGGGAGGUUCUCUGUACAGACUCGGAAGAACAACAUAACAUAUUAAAACCGUGCGACCCCAACCACCGACGCGUACCACCUGAGAAGCUGAAGAGAAACCCGGGAACACAGGAUAAAGGGAAGUGGGGAGAUUCCAUCGACGAACUACCUCGGAAGGAGGAAGUCGAUUUUGCACUGCGUUUUGCGACGUUUGACAGCAGCCCUUUCGACAAGACCUCUGACUGCGUCUUCCGUAACUUAGUGGAAGGCUACGCGGACACAAAAACUGGCAAAUAUCGUCCGGAUGAUACAGGACCGAAUGGAGAAAAGAUUCCCGGGGCCCACACUCUCCACAACCACGUGCAUCUCUACCUGAACGGCACCAUGAGUGAUGUACCCUCGUCAGCCAACGACCCAAUCUUUUGGCUUCAUCACGCCUUCAUUGACCGUAUCUUCGAGAAAUGGCUGCGAAAGUUCAAACCUGCUGUUUCUGAGUACCCGCUAGAUGGCGCUCCACCAGGCCAUAACAGGGAUGAGUACAUCGUGCCUCUCUUCCCACCCUACACACACGAGUCUGUCUUCAAAGCGUCAACUGACUUGGGCUACGACUUUGAAGGAGUAGAUGCUGACGGAACAUCUGAUGGGGAUGAAGAGGGCAACACCGACCUGGGGGAGUGUAAAAAUGGGUCGGAAGCAGUCAGCGUUGUUGCUAGCAUUGCCACGCCCUUGGCGACCAUCUCCGCCAUCGCUGGAGCAUUGAUCAUCAUAUUACUCACCAAGAACUAACAGUAACACUUUUGGCUGUUUGGCACAAUACAUCAACCCCCUUUAUGCAUGCUUCAGGCACUUGAUUGAAACUUAACGUUAGUAUACAUUUUCUGACAGAGUUUUACAGAGAAAAAUGUUGGUAAUGUUUGUGUGUGUGGCGUGUGUGUGUUUGUAUAUUUUUUUGGACGUGGUAUGGUCUUGGUGUUUUUGGUAGCAAAUUCUGGGCCCCUAGGAUCUUGCUCUGGAACUGCAGUGGCAUUUUUGUUAAUUAUUCAAGGAGGAUAACAUAACCAAAGGAAAUACUUCAAUAAUUUCUAUAUUGGGCAUACAAGUAGCUUAGACAUAGAUGUACACAAUGAGAUGCAUAUCAUGCAAACAAGGACUCAAUUCAACUGUUUUCCAUAAGAACAAGCUGGUGAGUUUUAGUCAGAUGUGUACA
Messenger RNA from Branchiostoma floridae (Florida lancelet), 2115 nucleotides. RefSeq names its product tyrosinase-like. Gene Ontology annotation, molecular function: tyrosinase activity. Bases 87 to 1694 code for a protein of 535 amino acids. Lineage: Eukaryota; Metazoa; Chordata; Leptocardii; Amphioxiformes; Branchiostomatidae. Gene Ontology annotation, biological process: pigmentation; melanin biosynthetic process. The transcript has 4 exons. The record is from RefSeq and is a predicted model, not a curated record.